Molecule: messenger RNA, 365 nt
Organism: Malurus melanocephalus (red-backed fairy wren)
Lineage: Eukaryota; Metazoa; Chordata; Aves; Passeriformes; Maluridae
Gene: SSR4
Product: signal sequence receptor subunit 4
Exons: 3
Cellular component (GO): endomembrane system; endoplasmic reticulum; membrane
Source: RefSeq, a predicted model, not a curated record
UAUUACACCACCUCGGACGCCGUCAUCGCCUCCGAGAGCGUCUUCGUGGUGGAGAUUUCCCUGGUCUGCAAAAACGGCGCCCAGAACGUGGCUCUUUACGCCGAUGUGAACGGGAAGCAGUUCCCGGUGACCCGCGGGCAGGACGUGGGCAGGUACCAGGUGAGCACGGGGGGCUCAGGUGAGGGGAUUCGGGGGGCUCAGAUGAGUUGGGUGGGGCCUCUGGUGACCCCAAAUUCCCCACAGGGCGCUUGGAACGGUCCCUGGGUGUCCACAGAGGUGGUGGCAGCGGCCAUCGGGCUCGUGGUUUAUUACCUGGCCUUCAGCACCAAGAGCAGCAUCCAGGCCUAGAAAACUCAAAAAAAACC